UCCAGUCCCUCCUGCUCAGACUAUGAAAACUUCCCGAUGGUUCCCACUCUGGAGACCUCCUACCUCGUGCGGGCUGCAAAGAACGAGUUCCUCAACUUGGUGCCUGAUAUUGAAGAAAUGCGACCAGGAUCUGUUGUGUCCAAGAAGGGUUUUCUAAGCUUCAUGGAGCCUCGCUCUAACUCAUGGGUGAAGCAUUUUGUGGUUGUUCGCCGGCACUACGUCUUCAUCUACAACAGCGACAAGGACCCCCAUGGAGCGAGGCGUCCUCAAUCUCUCCACAGCACAGGUGGAAUACAGCGAAGACCAGCAGGCCAUGCUUAAGGUACAGUUUGAGGCAGGAUAGAGAAAGGCUGGAUGUA
Molecule: messenger RNA, 359 nt
Organism: Oreochromis niloticus (Nile tilapia)
Lineage: Eukaryota; Metazoa; Chordata; Actinopteri; Cichliformes; Cichlidae
Product: kinesin-like protein KIF1B
Exons: 2
Coding region: 37-321 (94 amino acids)
Source: RefSeq, a predicted model, not a curated record